GCACGAGCUAGCAUUUACCCGCACCUCUCUCGAGCCUCGAGCCAGACUGCCCCGGACUGCCCUGGACUGCCUGACUGCCAGACGGCGCUGGAACCUCCCCUUGCUCCCCUGCCAGGCGAUACCUGGCCCUGCCUGGCUAACUCGUUGAGAGCCGAGACCAAAACGAGGCCAAUGGGCCGUCCGGAGCCGACCUCCAACAAGCGCGCCUCGUACUGCAUGGUACUCAGAACAAGGGUCCGCACCACGCCAGGCUGCCCCAUCUCCGGCCACAUCGCAUGUCUCUUGCCCAUGGGGCCGCAGGGGCGCCAUGUGCCCACCAAUGGCAGCAAUGCGGGGGAUCCACGAACCAGCCUUUUAUGUGCCUUGUUGUCGGUCGCCUGUCUUUUCUAACGUUGCACUGUCGCGUUGUAGUACACAUAUAAAGUUAUGCAUCUCGCCUCCACCCCUCCUCUCGUCUCCCAGCCUCUCGGGUCACGAAACGUUGGGUGGACUUGAACCUGUUCCAACUGUUCCCAAUCUGCCACUGAGAUAGACAGAGAUACUACUCAGCCAGCCAUGGCGACCAUUGACGAAAAGCCUACGGGCGUCCAGAGUGUCGACCACCAUGACGAUGUCGCGAACGUCGACCACGCUGUUCACAUCGCCCAUGAGACCGAGGGCAAGAUCUCUCCUUGGACGUGGAACAUGUUCCGCCUCUACCUGGUCCUCGCCGUUGCUUACCUCUGCGGCUGCUUGAAUGGCUAUGACGGGUCGCUUAUGGGUGGUUUGAAUGGAAUGAAGGCUUAUCAGACAUACUUCAACAUGACUGGGGAAGGAUCCUCAACCGGUCUCGUUUUCGCCAUGUACAACAUUGGUUCGGUGGCCGCUGUCUUCCUCACCGGCCCCGCGAAUGAUCUGCUCGGACGCCGCGCCGGCAUGUUCAUCGGUGCCGCCAUUGUUGUCAUCGGAACAUGCGUCCAGGCUCCGUCAACCACCUCGGGACAGUUCCUCGGCGGUCGAUUCGUCCUUGGUUUCGGUGUCAGCUUCUGCUGCGUCUCCGCCCCAACAUAUGUCAGCGAGAUGGCGCACCCGGCCUUCCGUGGCACCUUGACAGGACUCUACAACUGCACCUGGUAUAUCGGAAGUAUCAUUGCCUCUUGGGUCGUCUAUGGCUGUGCAUUUAUCCCCGACCACACCAAGGCGUGGAGAAUCCCCAUCUGGUGCCAGAUGAUUACUUCUGGGUUUGUCGUGCUGUUCGCCUUCUUCCUGCCCGAGUCGCCUCGCUGGCUCAUUGCCCGUGACAGGCACGAGGAGGCGGCCGCAGUCCUGACCAAGUACCACGGCGAGGGCGACCCGAACCACCCCUACGUGCAGCUCCAGAUGAAGGAGAUGGCCAACCAGAUCUCCAGCGAGGCAUCCGACAAGAAGUGGUGGGACUACCACGAGCUGUGGGACACCCACUCGGCCCGCAGGCGUCUCAUUUGUGUCCUCGGUAUGGCUUGCUUCGGUCAACUCAGCGGUAACUCUCUGUCGAGCUACUACCUGCCCACCAUGCUUGUCAACGCCGGCAUCAAGGAGCAACACAAGGUCCUGGCGCUGAACGGUAUUAACCCUGUGCUCUGCUUCUUCGGGGCUUGUCUUGGUGCUCGCAUGACCGAUGUUGUGGGACGACGGCCUCUGCUGCUGUACUCGAUCGUCUUCUCCUCCUUCUGUUUCGCCAUCCUCACUGGUACCUCCAAGUUAUCUAUCGACCAGCCAGACAAUGUCGCCGCCGCCAACACCACCGUCGCCUUUAUCUUUAUCUUCGGCAUUGUCUUCUCAUUCGGUUGGACGCCCCUUCAGAGCAUGUACAUCGCCGAGACUCUGCCCACGAGCACCCGCGCCAAGGGAACCGCCGUCGGUAACUUUGCCUCUGCCGUCUCCAGCACCAUCAUCCAGUACAGCUCCGGGCCGGCCUUCGAGAAGAUUGGCUUUUACUUCUACAUCGUCUUCAUCUUCUGGGACCUGUUCGAGGGCGCCUUCAUGUACUUCUUCUUCCCCGAGACCAAGGGCCGUACUCUUGAGGAGCUCGAGGAAGUCUUCUCCGCGCCGAACCCUGUCAAGAAGUCUCUUGAGAAGAGAAGCGCCCAGACUGUGAUGAACACGAUGAAUGUGCAGGCCGAUGAUAAGGAGGUUUACGUUUAAUGAGCGGCGUAGGUUUAUAAUCAAGGGCCUAGUGCCAUCCUGGGAGAGCCGCCUCAGCACAUUCGAUGCUUAGAGACAGACAUCCAUACUUCG
Diaporthe batatas is the source of this 2256-nucleotide messenger RNA. RefSeq lists its product as uncharacterized. Gene Ontology annotation, molecular function: carbohydrate:proton symporter activity. Gene Ontology annotation, biological process: transmembrane transport; carbohydrate transport. Gene Ontology annotation, cellular component: membrane. The coding region runs from base 556 to 2163 and encodes 535 amino acids. The record is from RefSeq and is a predicted model, not a curated record. The transcript is spliced from 4 exons. Lineage: Eukaryota; Fungi; Ascomycota; Sordariomycetes; Diaporthales; Diaporthaceae.